CAGCCAAAGGGGGUGGACUGCCUGUGGACUAUAAAUGGCCCUAAGCUGCAGGGGUGGCAGCUGGAGUGACACGGCCGCCAAAGAGGCUGACAACGCAGUCCUGAGGUUUAUUCCCAAAAGUGUUGUGGCGCUGUCAUGCCGUGGCUGCUCUCGUCCCCGCCGCAUCUCCCGAACCCGUCCCCGUCUCAGCGCCACUGCGAACGCACCGCCUUCGCCUUCUACUGCGCCGUGCGGGACCAACUUCCGGCAUGGCUGCUGGAGGACAUGCGCAGCAUGGAGGUGUUCCUGUGGGACGACGGUCACCCGCGCUCCUUCUCGCCCGCUGAUGCGCUCGUGUACGCGCUGGUGCACGACCACAGAGACUACGCACGCUACCUCCUCCGUACCUUCUCGGUCAAGGCAGUACACGUAUCCCAAUGCGGCGUGUGCCGAAGUAGCGGGGCGGCGCACCUGCACAUGGCGGUACGCUACAACCGGAGUGCCAUCCUGGGUUUGAUGGUGGACGCGCUGGAGGCCUCAGCGCCCGAGGGAUGGCGGCGGGAGUAUCUGAACAGCUGCGGGGGCUGCACGCACGGGGACGGAGGGAAGACAGCAGUGCAGCUGGCUGUGGAACUCUCGCGGGCAGACUGUCUGCUGCUUCUGCUGGUGCACGGAGCGCGGCCGCACGCUUUGGACGCAGCGCUGGUGCGACUGGCCAGUUCCGGUGUGACUGAGCGGCGCGAUGCCCGGCGCUGCCUGGACCUUCUGCUGCUCUUUGCGCCGGAACCGGUGGCUCUAUGUCGCCUGCGGGACGAACCGCAGCGCUGGCUAAGCCUCCUGGGAUGGGAUGCGUUUGCCUGGUUGAGCGGUCUGGCCCCACCGCCACUUCUGCUCCAGGCACUCAGGACUUUAGCCCAGUCCGUCCCGAGUCAAAUAAACCAGUUGCCCGCUUUCCUGCAGCCCCACAGUGAGCUGAGACUGGACUUUCCGUUUCUGUCGAAAGAGACUGACACAUGAUGGUGUUUGUGAUGAUGUCAACGGUCUCGUGAUCCUUGACUUCGGACCAUGACCCCAUGGACCAUACAGUACAUUUUUGUGUUUUAUUGUGUAAUAAAGUGCAGACACUCAACUGACA
Phyllopteryx taeniolatus (common seadragon) is the source of this 1114-nucleotide messenger RNA. RefSeq names its product ankyrin repeat domain 9 (gene ankrd9). Bases 136 to 996 code for a protein of 286 amino acids. The transcript has a single exon. Lineage: Eukaryota; Metazoa; Chordata; Actinopteri; Syngnathiformes; Syngnathidae. The record is from RefSeq and is a predicted model, not a curated record.